Molecule: messenger RNA, 753 nt
Organism: Aspergillus costaricaensis CBS 115574
Lineage: Eukaryota; Fungi; Ascomycota; Eurotiomycetes; Eurotiales; Aspergillaceae
Product: class I SAM-dependent methyltransferase
Exons: 6
Coding region: 1-753 (250 amino acids)
Source: RefSeq, a predicted model, not a curated record
AUGGCUGACUCGGAUCUAUAUCCUCUUGGAAGAGGACUGUCGGAUUCAGUCCGAUUGGAUGCCCAGCAUCUGCUAUGGAAGCUUCACACUGGAUAUACACUUCACCCCCACAUUCCUAUCACCCCAGACAUGAAGAUAGCGGAAGUUGGUACUGGCAAUGGGAUCUGGCUCUUUGACUUAGCCCCGUCGAUGCCACCUUUUGUGCAACUGCAUGGCUUCGAUAUCUCGGAGGCUCAAUAUCCUCCGAAGCAUAUGUGGCCACGGAACGUCAAACUAGAGCUGUUGGACGCCUUCAAGAAUGUCCCUCCCACACUUGUCGGUCAAUAUGAUGUUGUCCAUGUCCGGAUGUGGGCGAGUAAUAUACGAGAUGGCAACACCCGGCCGCUAAUUUCCCAUUUGCAACAGUUGCUGAGGCCAGGAGGCUAUAUCCAGUGGGAGGAGGCCGACCUCAUUCAUCAAUCUGUGCAAGGGCGCAAGGCCCUUGAGCUUGCACAACGGAUACCAAGUUUAUUUCAGAAGGUCGGGUUGGACUACAGUACAGAAUCAUUCAAAGACUUCCUUGUUCAGAAAUGCACGGACACAUAUCUUCUUGCCCUCGGUGAGAUAUUGCGCGGUACCAAGCUGACAUGCGCAGAAGAGAUUGUACCUCUGGUGACCAAGCUUGAGGCGGAACUGCAGAGUCUUUGUGAUGAACGCAAGGAAACUGUAUACAACUGGUCUCCUGUCAAGAUACUGGCACAAAAAACUGCAUAA